UACUACUAGGGAAGAUGAAAAGAAAAAAAUUCUUGAAAUCCUCAAACGUACUGAGAUGGAAAAUUACGAAGAUUUGGAUGAUUUUUUUGAAAGAGUGGGAAGUCUCAAUUUAGAUACAGACUUUGAAGAAAUUUGGUGUUCUUUAACAGAAAAUGAGAAACUUGACUUUUCUAAAGCGCUAAAAGACGGACGUCUCGGUAAUCUGGUUACUCUGUGGACUGCCUGGUGGCUCGUCGCCGAAAACUUCCAUACUUUCGAGCUUUUGAGCGCUUGCGAGUAUCGCGAACAGUAUAAUAAAAAUAUAUUCGAUUUGGCCCAACACGCGGGCGUGAAAAUAUUAAGGCCUUCCUUGUUAAAGUUUUCUUGUAAUAAAGAAGUUUCUUUUUCGUUGUUUUUGCAUUUCCUUUGUAUAAUGUACGCCUAUUGUUAUACAUGUCGCUAUUUUAACGGAGACUUUUACUCUGAUAAAGAAUUUUCGUUGAGUUGCUUACUAACUUUAUCAAUUGUUUUGGAUAUUCCCAACGUCCGUCCGAAGAAAACUAAUAAUGAUAAUAAAUGGAAUAUUUAUUACGAAAUGCUUACUUUGAGUAACACUUUUGAAGAUGCUUUGCACCUACUUCUGCUUCGCACCGAUGAAAGCUCGUUUAAACAGACGAAAGCUUUUAGUAUAUCGAUCUUUAAGGACGUUUCAUACUUGUGUUUCAGGGAAGCGUCGGCUGUAAUGCUUUUUGACAUCCUUUAUCUCUUUCACUCCGUAAUAAAAACUUGUGAAGAUUUUGCUUUAAAAAAGCUUUUUCGCCUUUCGAAGAAAAAAGUCGAAUUUUUUGCAUCAUUAGUCUUGGGCUCCGAAUUUGACAUGCACACGAUGAUUGGACUUCAGAAUUCGAAAGAAAAAUUUAAAAAUUGUAAUACUGAAGAGUCGCGUAGUGCUAAAAUGGCUUCAAAAAGUGAACAGUUUGCGUUAGACUUCACCAAACUUACACGUGAUAAGUCGCCUGGUUGUGCAGUGUUAGAUAAUUACUUUAAACGCGCUUCUGUUUUUCUGCCUGAAAAAGCUUCUGAACUUUUAAAUAAUUUAAGCGCUGAGGCUGACAAUCUCGCCGUCAUUCAAGUUUUAAGAGAAAAACUGAGAAGCAACUCUCAAUUAGUUGAGCUUCUUUAAGAGCAUGAAAAAAAAUUAAAACGAUCGAGUGCUGGCAUGCUAAUAAAAUUUCAGAGGCGAGAGGGGGGGGACAUCUUUCGAGUUUGAAAGGUUAAGUACUCCGCACAUCUUAGUUUGGCG
Molecule: messenger RNA, 1282 nt
Organism: Zophobas morio
Lineage: Eukaryota; Metazoa; Arthropoda; Insecta; Coleoptera; Tenebrionidae
Exons: 12
Coding region: 56-1162 (368 amino acids)
Source: RefSeq, a predicted model, not a curated record